AAUUUCAUGUUUAUUUGAGUUAUUUCUUCACCCUCAGCAUCUCAUGCCUAGCAGCGCCUCCCUCUAUGAACCUCACAGCAUUAAAGAGAGACACAAAUUAAGCUACAACCUUAGUUUGUCGGUUUUCCCUUCUCCAGGAAAAGGAAAAAAUAAGAAGCGAAAAGUUUCUUUCUGUUUUCUGUGAUAUCCUAUCUUUGUUCCUUGUGGGAAUCUAAUUCCUCAAAGUGGUGUUAGAAACAAAUAUAUUUUGAGGAGGACCUCGGGUACUCAAUUGGCCUGUUGAUGAAAUGUGCAAGAGGGGUGUGAGGAAAAUAGCUAGCUGUGUGAUGAAUUGAAUCGAGAUUGAGUUUGGAGUUGAAUUGAAUUUUGAAUUGAGUUUGGUAUUGGAGCAUGUGAUUUGGAAUUUGGAGUGGGAAAGAGCAAAGGGAUGGCUGGGGAUGGGAGUGUCGUCCCUGCAGACCCAGGGGCAAUGACAGUUGUAAAGAAGAAGACACAGUCUUCGAGGAGUUGGAUUCUGAUUGAUGCUACUGGACAUGGUUCAUUGCUCGACGUUGACAAAUAUGCAAUCAUGAAUCGGGUUCAGAUUCAUGCGCGUGAUCUCAGAAUCCUUGAUCCUUUGCUCUCUUAUCCCUCCACCAUUCUCGGUCGUGAGAAGGCUAUUGUUCUUAACUUGGAGCAUAUCAAAGCAAUUAUCACCGCUGAAGAGGUAUUGCUGAGAGAUCCAACAGAUGAAAAUGUGAUCCCGGUUGUCGAGGAACUGCAGAGGCGGUUGCCUCGAUUAAGUGCCGGUCUUCAACAGCAAGGAGAUGGUAAAGAGUAUCUUGGAGGCCAAAAUGACGCUGAAGCAGCGGAAGAAGAUGAGUCACCCUUUGAAUUUCGGGCACUGGAGGUUGCUUUAGAAGCCAUUUGUAGUUUUCUUGCUGCACGUACAACAGAAUUGGAGAUGGCAGCUUAUCCUGCAUUAGAUGAACUUACCUCCAAGAUUAGCAGUCGUAAUUUGGACAGAGUUCGUAAACUGAAGAGUGCAAUGACAAGGCUGACUGCUAGAGUUCAAAAGGUCAGAGACGAGCUUGAACAAUUGCUGGAUGAUGAUGAUGAUAUGGCUGACCUAUACCUGUCAAGAAAAGGUGGUUCAUCAUCACCAGUCAGUGGUUCAGGUGCUGCAAAUUGGUUUGCUGCCUCCCCCACCAUAGGAUCAAAGAUAUCUAGAGCCAGUAGAGCAAGUCUAGCAACAGUUCGUUUAGAUGAAAAUGAUGUGGAAGAGCUGGAAAUGUUACUAGAGGCUUAUUUUAGUGAAAUUGAUCACACAUUGAACAAGUUAACCACGCUGCGAGAGUACAUUGACGAUACUGAAGAUUAUAUUAAUAUUCAACUUGACAAUCAUCGUAAUCAGCUUAUUCAGCUAGAGCUCUUUCUUAGCUCUGGAACUGUGUGUCUAUCUUUCUACGCUUUGGUAACUGCUAUAUUUGGGAUGAAUAUCCCAUAUACUUGGAACCAAAACCAUGGUUACAUGUUCAAAUGGGUAGUUAUCACCGCAGGAUUAUUUUCUGCUUUGACGCUUGUCACGAUUACUGCUUAUGCUCGCAAAAAGGGAUUAAUUGGAUCUUGAAAAUAAUUGAUAGAAAAGGAGUGCCGAAUGAACUUUGACUUAUGCAUAUAAUAGUCUAAUGAAUUAUGUUGUACAACAUUUUAUUAGAUAUAGUUCAACUUGUGGUUCAGUAUCAACAACCCGUUAAAGGAUCUGGUCCUAAGUUGAUGUGAAAAUUGAGGGGUUUUGGAUCAACUACAGUCCCUAGUUCUCUGGAUUCCGUCAUUGUUAUAAUAGACUGUAAAUACAUUCUGCAGAUUCAAAGUUGAUUCUUCCUUUUCAAUAA
Messenger RNA from Vigna unguiculata (cowpea), 1874 nucleotides. RefSeq names its product magnesium transporter MRS2-2-like. Gene Ontology annotation, cellular component: membrane. Gene Ontology annotation, molecular function: magnesium ion transmembrane transporter activity. The record is from RefSeq and is a predicted model, not a curated record. Gene Ontology annotation, biological process: magnesium ion transport; transmembrane transport. NCBI's taxonomy places the organism in Eukaryota, Viridiplantae, Streptophyta, Magnoliopsida, Fabales, Fabaceae.